AUGUCCCCCAAAUCCAAACUCAUCACCAUAAUCGCCGGCGUCGGCCCCGGAACCGGCGCCUCCGUCGCCCGCAAAUUCAGCCAAACCUACCCCGUCGUGCUCCUCGCCCGCACCCCCGAAUCCUUCUCUUCUCUCGCCUCUGAAAUAAACGCCGCCGGCGGCCGCGCCCUCGGCAUCGCCACAGACGUAUCCUCUUCUUCCAGCCUGUCUUCCGCCCUCUCCAAGAUAAAGAGUGAGUUUGGAGAUGGGGUGGGGGUUGCAGCAGCGAUUUUCAAUGCGUCUGGUGCGUUUAUGCGGAAGCCGUUUUUGGAGAUUCCGGUCGAGACUUUUGAGAAGGGGUUGGGGGUUAGUGGGAUGGGGGGUGUGUUGUUUUCGCAGACUUUCUUGCCGUUGUUGCUUAAGGGUGUGGAGAGGGGGAGUGAGGACAGUUAUCCGCCCAGUCUGAUUUUUACGGGGGCGACGGCGAGUGUGAAGAGUAAUGCGCAAAUGGCGAGUUUCUCGACGGGGAAGUGGGCGUUGAGGGCGUUGAGCCAGAGUUUGGCGAGGGAGUUUGGACCGCAGGGUGUUAGUGUUUAG
This is a messenger RNA of Alternaria novae-zelandiae, 576 nucleotides long. RefSeq lists its product as uncharacterized. Lineage: Eukaryota; Fungi; Ascomycota; Dothideomycetes; Pleosporales; Pleosporaceae. The transcript has a single exon. The record is from RefSeq and is a predicted model, not a curated record. The coding region runs from base 1 to 576 and encodes 191 amino acids.